AGGGGGCUUGCCCGUAGGGUUCAGCUCGUACAGAGGGCGUGCCCUGGCCAGGACCUUCUUGUCGGCAAGGCGGCACGUGCCUGGUGGCAUGGGUGCCGCCCUGCCAGGCUGCCAUACAUGCAGACCAGGCCCCGAGAACUCCAACAAGAGCCUUCGUCCCUUCCUUCAGGCCUUGAAGGAAGCAGGAGGAGUUGAGAAAACUCCGGAUGCAGAGGGGAACAAGCGUUUCCUUGAAUUGCUAAAUCAUAGCUUCCCCGAGCUGGCGAUCUACAGACAAGGUAGAAUACAAGUCAGCCCUGGAGUGGAAGAAAUUGGCAACAGUCCUACGGAAUAUUACCGGACGGUCGGCGCCAUCAUAGCUCUGCUGGCUUGCUACUCUUCUUCUCUCAACGAGGAGUUUGGGCUGGAGUGUGUAUCAGCUGGCAAGCGUGGGCCGAUGAGCCUAGACCAAGCACCAGGAAAGUUCCUCAACAUGGGCAACAGACCAGUCGACUACUAUCAAUUCUGCGAGCGGUUCGCAAGGCAGAUGGAAAGUGAGGCGGACUGGUGGGGUAUGAUGAUCUUUUUGGUCAUUCAUGAUGUUGGCAAGAGCGAUGAGUUCAGAAAGGCGGUGAACGAGACACUUCCGCCAAAUCAGCGGACAGAUGACCAUGACAAGGCUCUGGCAAGUGCUUUGAAGAGCGAUGCGCUGAAAAGGCGGCUUCUGCCCUCGGUUGCCGAGCUGAGCCCUGCCCGGCAAGCGUCCAUCACGGCGGGUUUUUCGACGAAUUUUCAGCUGCCGCAGCUGGGGCAAGGCGAGAUUGCUUGCAUCAAUUUUCGCGGACUGCUAGAACUGGACAGAAAGUACUUGCUGAAUGGAUCAUUGGACUACUAUUUCUAUCACUCUAUUUUUGACAUUGCUGGUGCAUCAUGCAAUGAGAAGUAUAUUUUUCCGCUGGCUUUGGUUCCGGUGUACAUGGGCUUCACCCAAGCCAUGGACAACUUGAUCGCUAGAUUGAUAGAACAACCCAAGACUGAUGAGAGGACGCUUUACUUCAACUUUUUGUACACGAAUUUCCAAAGGUCAUAUUCCCAGUAUGACCAGGAGUUUUCCACGCUGUGUGAAAGCAGAGUAUUCUGUCACGAAACCGGACUUGCUACGCUGCGUGUACUGGCGAUGACACGGAACAGCUACAAGAAUCCGGCGAAGGUGACGGAAUUGCUUCUAGGAGACAUGCAGCUGUUGGUGCAGGAGCUUGCUGGAAGCCCCGUGGGCCCUCAAAUCAUGCUGUAUUACGGCCCAGACCUCUUGAGGAUGAGUCUUGGCGAGGAUUUGACAGACCCCUCGGGGCAGAACAUGAUGGACGCCCUCGAGGCCUUGGGCUGCCUUUACAGAAAAGCGCGCAAGACCCUGGCCUUGGCCACCAGCGGGGACUACCAGUACCAGCUGAACGUGGCGCCCCUUGUGACGGUCAUCCGGAAAGCUAAGGACUGGAAAGGAGGCAAGCAGCUGCGGGAGGUGGUGUCCGGAGUGCGGAUCAAGAACAACGAUCUGCACACUGAGGGCAUCGUGGAGUUGACCUAGCCAGGUCAGUCUGGUCUGCUUGUGCUCUCCAAGCGCGCAAUAUCUUCUCCUCCAAGCCCAGCCUGCGACACAAAUUGUGGUUGCCCAAGCUUCACCGCAAACGCGUGCUAGUUAGGGACGCAGGCGAGGUCGGAUCGGUCUCACGACUACCUGGGUUUCGCAUGUCAGCUGUGA
Molecule: messenger RNA, 1738 nt
Organism: Effrenium voratum
Lineage: Eukaryota; Dinophyceae; Suessiales; Symbiodiniaceae
Source: the annotation of a GenBank genome assembly